AUGGAAUAUAUACAGCCAUGUCUGCUUCCCUCCUCACCAUCUGAGAGAAGACAGACAUGUCAAUCUAGAGCUCCUCCUGUCCGAAGUACGUUAUGGUAUCACGUCCUUAAGAAAUCGUAUAGCACCGGGUCCCUACAGAAUAAGACCAGAACACCUGAAGAACCUUCCGCCAGUACUAAUACAACACCUUGGCGAGGCUCUUUACACGUUACCUGUCGGAAUGCAAAGUUCCUGAGCAUUGGAAGACCAGCAAGACGGUGUUGUUAUACAAGAAGGGAGAUCCAUAUGACAUCGGCAGCAAUUACCCAAUCUUGUUUACUGUCCGUCGUCUACAAGCUCUUUACAAGAGCUUUUCUUUACAUACUUAAUAGGAUUGAAAAAGUCUUCAAUGAACGACAGCUAUGCGAGCAAGCAGGGUUUCGAAAGGGAUUCAGCACAAUUGACCACAUUCACACUGUUUCGAAACUCAUUGAGGUAUCACGAGAGUACAAGAUGCCGGUCUGUCUCACAUUCACCGACUUGAAAAGGCCUUCGACUCAGCUGGGCGGUCAUGGAAUUUUUCCCGAUGUGCCUUCAUGUACUGAGUAG
Messenger RNA from Necator americanus (New World hookworm), 588 nucleotides. RefSeq lists its product as uncharacterized. NCBI's taxonomy places the organism in Eukaryota, Metazoa, Nematoda, Chromadorea, Rhabditida, Ancylostomatidae. The record is from RefSeq and is a predicted model, not a curated record. Bases 1 to 588 code for a protein of 195 amino acids. The transcript has a single exon.